This is a messenger RNA of Lolium rigidum, 891 nucleotides long. RefSeq lists its product as uncharacterized. The transcript has 5 exons. Lineage: Eukaryota; Viridiplantae; Streptophyta; Magnoliopsida; Poales; Poaceae. The coding region runs from base 1 to 891 and encodes 296 amino acids. The record is from RefSeq and is a predicted model, not a curated record.
AUGCUGUUCCUAAAGACCACCAAAUUGUGUCUUCUCUUCCCCCUACCUAAAGGUGGAGAGGUGGACGGUCGAGUCGUUGUUACCGACGAUUCGCAAGAAUCCUCUCUUCCUGAGAGUGAAGCCGUGGAAUCUCAAAAAUCCGCGGGUUCCUCCGAAAAAGAAACAGAGUCAGAACAUUCUGAAUCUACCCACUGCAUCUCUCCUCCUCUUGCCACUUCUCCAGAUGGGCGCAAGAGGAAAAGAGACAAUGUCAAAGAUUCCGGCGCAUCCAAGCUUGCCGAACCAGCUGCCGAAGAAUCUUCCCCGGAGGAACAAGGUGCCUUCGACCCCUUCGCCGAUGCUGGCGUUGUUAGCUCAUCUGAUGAAGGAGCAGAGGAGGAGGAACCCGCAACUCAUGGGACAGCUCCUACGAGCACCUCCAACACCCUGGUUCUUUCUCAAGAACACCGUACUGCUGCGGAAACCUUGCCUCCCCCGCAGCAUAACCCAGAAGAGCCAACUCCCGUGCCCACCCCCCGAGCACUUCUGGCGAAGAAAGCUAGAACCGGGGCUUGUAGCACACGAGAGCUUGCCACUGGGAACACUUCGGCUCCUCUCCUGGAAGAUUCCUUAAUGAAGGAGCUAGUCAACCUGGGCUCCCAAUUUAUUGGGUUCCACGACGAGGCUGCUACUUUAAGGGAGUCACUCCAUCGUGCCGAAGAACGUGCCGACGCGCUGGAGGCCAAGCUUAAAACCAGCAAGACAGCUCGCAAGAAAGCUGAGAAAGAUGCCGCUACUGUCGACAGUCUCCGCCAGAGGCUCAAGACCGCUGAGGACGCUUUAAGCGACAAGGAGGCCGAGCAAAUCGAGCGCAAAAAUGCCAUAGUGGAGCGCUUCGAGAUGCAGAACUGA